Symbiodinium pilosum is the source of this 1037-nucleotide messenger RNA. NCBI's taxonomy places the organism in Eukaryota, Dinophyceae, Suessiales, Symbiodiniaceae. The record is from the annotation of a GenBank genome assembly.
ACAUGCGCCGGAGCGACUUCGAGAAGAAAGAGAAGUCGUUCUGGCUGCCGUGCGGGCAGAAGGCGCUGCGGAGUAGCAAAGACGUGGUCCUAGAGGCAGUGGGGGAGUACGGCCCCGCACUGGAAUAUGCCUCCAAAGAGUUGCAGGGCGAUCAGGAGGUGGUGCUCAAAGCAGUUCGGCAGGAUGGCACGGCGCUGGAGCAUGCAUCUGAAGAUCUCCUUACAGACCGGGACUUCCUCCUGCAGGCCGUCAAACAGACGAAAGCCUGGUGGCUCUGUCGCUUCGCAGACUCCGAGCUGCAGGAGGAUGAGGAGUUUGAGCGCCAGUGCAAGGAGACUGCCGGCACUGGGAUUGUCUUCACCUACUAUGACCGCUACACCUGCUUUGAAGGUAUGCGCCUGGCCUUCCGGACCGCCGGCGCUUCGGUACCCGGAGGUGAGGCGUAUGACAUGGUGAUGGAGGAGUUGAAGCAUCCCCUCGGUGAGGGCAGCACUGCCACCGUUUGGUUUGGUGACGAGCCAGUCUUCGGACACGCAGCAGCUGAUGGCGCUUGGGUGCACCCCAGUCACGAUUGUGGACGGGAUGAAGUCUCCGUGCCUGCGAUGGAAGAAAGGGAUGCAAAGUGGCAUUCGACGGUGGAUUCAAGAAGCGUUUCGCUGGAGCCUCAGGCGGGCGAGAAGUACAAGUGCUGGUGCUGCCAUUGGCUCCGCGAGGUGCGUCGGCACCAUGAAGAUGGCGAAGCUAUCUGCUGUGCCAUAUCCAACAUCUACAGGGAAGACUGGGUGUUGUUCCACGGUGCAGGGUCCUCGGAGCUCUCCGAUGAGGAUGCCGAAAAGCACGGCCUGCCGAAGGAGACCUUCCGCAACGGUCGUCCCGAUGGUUGGGGCAAAGGGCAAAUCCGCAUAGAUGGCCAUGACUUCGAUCGCAGGGCGCCUGUGCACCCCCGAACCCAGAAGCCAUUGGGGGUGGGAUGUCGCUGGGAACGGCAGGCCUUAGAUGGCAUGGAGUUCCCAGUUUAUGCUUUCUUCAAACCGUGA